CCCGGCCACCGCCGGCCUCGUCGCCACCGCCGCAGCCGCGGCCGCCCUCUAGCCCGCCCGGGGGCCCAGGCGACUCCGGGGGGCGCCCCCACCCCCUCUUUGCUUUCGGGAAACUCCUGCUCAGUUUUGCCGGGGUUUCUGGCUUUCUUUUCCCCCAAGUCCCAGUGCCAUUGUGGGGCUCGUUGUUUACCUCGGACUCCGGCUGAGUGAGAGCUCGGCGACUUUUGGGGGGAGGGGGCGGGGAGUCGGUGGCGGCGGAGGCGGCUGGGGUGCCUUCCGAUCCCCCCUCUCCUCCCCCCAGCCCUCUUUCUCUGCCUCACUCUCUCGGCUCCCCAGACGCUCGCAGCCCCGCGUCCAUGGGCAGGGAGGGGGUCCUCGGGGCUGUCGUCAGCGAGGGCCGAAUCAAAAGUGGCAUUUUAGUGCCUUGCCGGGGCUUUUUCCGCGACCUUCUGCCCCCCACCCUCUCGGCCCCCCGGUCGAUGCCCUCGUUGGGGGCGCGAGACCGUGGGAAGAAAGUUUAAGGUUUGUUAAUAUCAGUCGCAAUCGUUGGGGAGGGGGCGGGGGCGACCGGAGGCGAGGCGAGCCGGCCUUCCCCUCCCUGCGUUCUCCGGGGUGACUGGAGAAUAAUAUCGCAAGUGACAGCCAGAAGUAGACUUUCUGUCCUCACACCGAAGAACCCCAGCGAGCCGGAGGGAGGGAGGGAAGCCAGGGGACCUUUUUUUUCUGCCUUUCUGGAGACCUUGUCCGCAGUGAUUUUUUUUUUCCUUUUUAAGAAUCCUCAGUCACCACCUCGCCUCCCCAGCACCACCACUGUGUACAGCUCCUAACGGGUUUUGCUUUGUUUUUACGAUUUCCCCCCACAACGAAUCACUUGUCAGAUCGAUUUUACCUUCUCCCUCCUCCCUGUUUCCCACUCUCUCCUCCUCCCCCAUCGAAAACCCCGUUCUCUGAGGUUAGACAUUUUACAAACCAUAUAUGUUGUUUUUCGAACUGUGAUUUUUUUUUAACCCCCCUCUCCCAUGGCUACUCUUCUAGACGUUUAUUUCUGCCCUCCCUGCCCUUCCCCCGCUUAGGGGGGCGGGGGUAGGGGAAGAGAAAAUAAUACAAUUUCAGGGGAAGUCGCCUUCAGGUCUGCUGCUUUUUUUUUUUUUUUAAAUUAAAAAAAAAAGGACAUAGACAACAUCAGUCUUGAACUUCUCUUCAAGAACCCGGGCUGCAAAGGAAAUCUCCUUUGUUUUUGUUAUUUAUAUGCUGUCAAGUUUUGAAGUGGUGAUCUUUAGAGAGUAACUGAGUAUGGAUCAUUUGAACGAGGCAACUCAGGGGAAAGAACAUUCAGAAAUGUCUAACAAUGUGAGCGAUCCGAAGGGUCCACCAGCCAAGAUUGCCCGCCUGGAGCAGAACGGGAGCCCGCUAGGAAGAGGAAGGCUUGGAAGUACAGGUGCAAAAAUGCAGGGAGUGCCUUUAAAACACUCGGGCCAUCUGAUGAAAAGCAACCUUAGGAAAGGGACCAUGCUACCAGUUUUCUGCGUGGUGGAACAUUAUGAAAACGCCAUUGAAUACGACUGCAAGGAGGAGCACGCAGAAUUUGUGUUGGUGAGAAAAGAUAUGCUUUUCAACCAGCUGAUAGAAAUGGCACUGCUGUCGCUGGGCUAUUCGCACAGCUCUGCUGCCCAGGCCAAAGGGCUGAUCCAGGUUGGAAAGUGGAAUCCUGUUCCACUGUCUUAUGUGACCGAUGCCCCUGAUGCUACGGUAGCGGAUAUGCUCCAGGACGUGUAUCAUGUGGUCACACUGAAAAUUCAGUUACACAGUUGCCCCAAACUCGAAGACCUGCCUCCCGAACAGUGGUCGCACACCACUGUCAGGAACGCGCUGAAGGACUUACUGAAGGAUAUGAACCAGAGUUCCUUGGCCAAGGAGUGCCCCCUUUCACAGAGUAUGAUUUCUUCCAUUGUGAACAGCACUUACUAUGCAAAUGUCUCAGCAGCAAAAUGUCAAGAAUUUGGAAGGUGGUACAAACAUUUCAAGAAGACAAAAGAUAUGAUGGUCGAAAUGGAUAGUCUUUCUGAACUGUCCCAGCAAGGUGCCAACCACGUCAGCUUCGGCCAGCAGCCGGUCCCAGGGAACACGGCGGAGCAGCCCCCGUCCCCCGCGCAGCUCUCCCACGGCAGCCAGCCCUCUGUCCGGACCCCACUUCCGAACCUGCACCCUGGGCUUGUGUCAACGCCCAUCAGUCCUCAACUGGUCAACCAGCAGCUGGUGAUGGCCCAGCUGCUAAACCAGCAGUACGCAGUCAACAGACUUCUCGCCCAGCAGUCCUUAAACCAACAAUACUUGAACCACCCUCCCCCCGUCAGUCGAUCUAUGAAUAAGCCUUUGGAGCAACAGGUUUCAACCAACACAGAGGUGUCUUCCGAAAUCUACCAGUGGGUACGCGAUGAACUGAAACGAGCAGGAAUCUCCCAGGCAGUAUUUGCACGUGUGGCUUUUAACAGAACUCAGGGCUUGCUUUCAGAAAUCCUUCGAAAGGAAGAGGACCCCAAGACCGCGUCCCAGUCUUUGCUGGUAAACCUUCGGGCUAUGCAGAACUUCUUGCAGUUACCGGAAGCGGAAAGAGAUCGAAUUUACCAGGAUGAGAGGGAAAGGAGCUUGAACGCAGCCUCGGCGAUGGGUCCUGCCCCACUGAUAAGCACACCGCCCAGCCGCCCUCCCCAGGUGAAAACGGCUACUAUUGCCACGGAGAGAAAUGGGAAACCAGAGAACAACACCAUGAACAUUAAUGCUUCCAUUUACGACGAGAUUCAGCAGGAAAUGAAGCGCGCUAAGGUUUCCCAAGCACUGUUUGCAAAGGUGGCAGCAACCAAAAGCCAGGGGUGGUUGUGUGAGCUGUUACGCUGGAAAGAAGAUCCUUCUCCAGAAAACAGGACCCUGUGGGAGAACCUGUCCAUGAUCCGAAGGUUCCUGAGCCUCCCUCAGCCGGAACGGGAUGCCAUCUACGAGCAGGAGAGCAACGCGGUGCAUCACCAUGGCGACAGGCCGCCCCACAUCAUCCACGUGCCCGCAGAGCAGAUUCAGAGCCCCUCUCCCACCACCCUUGGGAAAAGAGAGUCUAGAGGCGUUUUCUUGCCAGGCCUGCCGACCCCCGCACCGUGGCUCGGUGCUGCUCCUCAGGUGAGCGGGCACAGGUUACCUUUGCCAGCAGGAGAGGGACACACGGAGGCAUGGCAUCAAGACCGGCUCCCGUGGUCAGGAUUUGCAGCCUUACCAAGGCCACCCACGGUGGCCGCGCCCGCCGAGGCGGAGGACGAGAGCCGGCAGAAGGCGCGGCCGCGGACCAAGAUCUCCGUGGAGGCCCUGGGCAUCCUGCAGAGCUUCAUCCAGGACGUGGGCCUGUACCCGGACGAGGAGGCCAUCCAGACUCUGUCCGCCCAGCUGGACCUCCCCAAGUACACCAUCAUCAAGUUCUUUCAGAACCAGCGGUACUAUCUCAAGCAUCACGGCAAGCUGAAGGACAACUCCGGCCUGGAGGUGGACGUGGCCGAGUACAAGGAGGAGGAGUUGCUGAAGGACUUGGAGGAGAGUGCCCAAGACAAAAAUGCUAACACCCUUUUCUCGGUGAAACUAGAAGACGAGCUGUCGGUGGAAGGGAACACAGACCUGAACGCCGACGUCAAGGACUGAGAUGCACGCCUACUCCUCCUCCAUCAGUGCCACUGGUAACGGACUCGCGCAGCGGGAAGUCCACCUUGUGCUUGCUCGGAAAACCUUGGUUGUCCAUUGUUUGGCCAAUGAAUCUUGAGAAACUUGCACAAACAGGAGAAGUCGACAAAGGGAUGAUACAGACUGCACUAAACGUUUUACUCUGUUUUACAAACUGCUUGGCAGCCCCAGGUGAAGCAUCGAGGAUUGUUUGGUACUAAAAAUGGAAAUUUUUGUGUUCACGGGACACACCCAGGUGUGGACCCCGUCAGCAUGAUACCAGUGAUAUAUUUUUUUUUAAUUAUUACUAUUCUGGAGCCUCAAACAAGCAUUAUAACUUCUGUGAUUAUUAUUUCCUUCCUUUAAUUAUUUCUGUAACACUUCACACUGAUCUUUGGAAACUCGCCCCUUGUUUUAAAAAAAAGAAAAAAAGGAGUUUGUUACUCUAUUGUAUGUUACAAAAGAACUAUAGACUGUGGAAUGCAGUUUAAAGAUGACAUAUGCCAACAAAUGCCUUGUAUUAUAUGGCACUGCCGUAAUUCAAAUUUGUUUUUAUUUUGGAAAUAAAAGUUCACUGUAAUUUUUUUUUCAUUCUCAUUGUUACAUGGUUUUUUAAAAAAAAAUGGAAAGAAAAUGUGAAACACAGUUUAGUCCUCAUUAUUUAUUUGUAGAUCCUGCAACAUCAUAUUGUAAUUAAUUUUUUGGAAGUUUCCGUUAAAUGUAAUAUUGCUUCUCUUGUUACCAUACUGAUUCUUUUCUAUUUAUAAAUGUAUUUUGAUGGGCAGUAAAACAAAGUGUCUUAAAAGUUUUAAAUAGAUAAAAUGUGCUUUACACAGUUGCCUAUAAAAAGUGCUCUAUGUUAUCCAAGCAAUUCAUACUAUAAGCUUCACUCUUAUUGUUGUAUGCAAUUUUUACUAUCAUGCAAAUAAGCUUAGAUAAAUAAAACUAAUAGAUCACCUUAGAAAAUUAUGCAAUUAAUGUGAAAAUAAUUGAUGUUUGCAAUGUGUCUUCCUUUGGUUUACAAUCAAUUUUAAAGCUACAUCUGUAUAAAAUUUCUGUAUAAAGGUGUAUUUCUUUUUUAUGAGUUUAUGGCUAUGAAAACACCAGCUAUUUUGUUACAGCUGGCUGUUUUUAUAAGUGUAUCACAAUUUUCUUUAUGCAGAAAUGUUCUGAUUAGGAGUGGUUAUUGACUGUAACUACACAAUUAAAAUUGUUUGUAUGGUAUGA
Vicugna pacos (alpaca) is the source of this 4923-nucleotide messenger RNA. The record is from RefSeq and is a predicted model, not a curated record. NCBI's taxonomy places the organism in Eukaryota, Metazoa, Chordata, Mammalia, Artiodactyla, Camelidae.